Scomber japonicus (chub mackerel) is the source of this 1570-nucleotide messenger RNA. It is a transcript of the gene as3mt, whose product is annotated as arsenite methyltransferase. Gene Ontology annotation, molecular function: arsenite methyltransferase activity. Lineage: Eukaryota; Metazoa; Chordata; Actinopteri; Scombriformes; Scombridae. The transcript has 11 exons. Gene Ontology annotation, cellular component: cytosol. The record is from RefSeq and is a predicted model, not a curated record. The coding region runs from base 127 to 1248 and encodes 373 amino acids. Gene Ontology annotation, biological process: arsonoacetate metabolic process; toxin metabolic process.
GCUUGCUGUUGAGCAGGAAGGAACCUAUACUUGCUUACAGUCCAAUGUCCAUUGUCUGCGGUCAGUAAACCACUGAACAGCUCUGUCCUCUGUCAAGUUUGUGGACUUUUGUUUGCAGUCGAGACAAUGUCUGAAGAAAAGAGCUUCGUUGAUACCACCAUUCACGUGGACGUCAAGGAUUAUUAUGGCAAUGUGCUGAAGAAAACUGAAGACGUGAAGAGCAACGCCUGUUUGACUCCAGCCAAGCCCAUCCCUGCCUUUAUCCGCCAGGCUCUGAAGAAAGUGCACCCUAAAGUCGCUGAAAGGUACUAUGGCUGUGGUCUGGUGGUGCCAGAGUGUUUGGAGGGCUGCAGGAUACUGGACCUGGGCAGUGGAAGUGGGAGGGACUGCUACAUGCUUAGUCAACUGGUGGGCGAGAAUGGUCAUGUCACUGGCCUCGAUAUGACUGAGAACCAGCUCGAAGUGGCCAAGGAAUACGUGGACUACCACAUGAAAGAAUUUGGCUACAAGAAGCCCAACGUCAAUUUUGUCCAGGGCUACAUUGAGGCUUUAACAGAGGCCGGUCUGGAAAAGAACUCAUUUGAUAUCAUAAUUUCCAACUGUGUGGUGAAUCUCUCUCCUGACAAGAAGCGAGUACUGGCUGAAGCCUACCGUGUACUCAAGGACGGUGGUGAGCUGUACUUCAGUGACGUCUACAGCAGUGGAAGACUCACUGAGGAAAUUAAAAAUCAUAAAGUGCUGUGGGGUGAGUGUCUUGGUGGAGCUCUCUGGUGGGAGGAUCUGCUGCGAUUGGCUGAGGAGGUGGGCUUCAGCCCCCCAAGGCUGGUUACAGCCACCAUCAUCACUGUGGACAACAAAGAACUGGAAGAUGUUCUAGGUGACUUCAAGUUUGUCUCUGCCACAUAUCGCCUGUUUAAGGUCCCUAAGAGCAGCGCUGAGUCCUGCCAGGUCAUAUAUAACGGGACAAUUUCAGGGGUAGAGGACAGCUUCCAGUUUGACUGUCACUACACUUUCAAGGCUCAAGAUGUGGUGGAGGUGGAUGGAGAGGUAGCCAGCCUCCUGACCCAUUCCAGAUUUGCAGAAGACUUCACUUUCCAGCCAACGGGAGGUCCCCGCGGGUCCUGCGGAGUCAAACCAAAGGCAGGCAGCGUGGAUCCUUUUGAGCUGGCCUUGCAGCUGCAGAAAAAAAGUCCAAGUUCAGCCACAGGGGGAUGCUGCAGCACACAGUCCGCUGCCUGCUGCAAGUGAUGGUGGGAAGAGAACACCAAGCAUCAUAACAGUGUCUUAGCUGUAGUUAAAACGACUGCAGCAGUGACAGUUAUUCCUUGCCUUAAUUAGAUAUGCAUUUAAUUAAUUCUCACAAUUAUGUUGCAUAAGUAAAGUGGUAGUUUAAUAUUACAGCAUCCAAAAAUCUGAAUUUUAUAAUUAAUCUUGAAAAGUAUUUGAAUCUGUAAAAGAAUGGUGGUGCAUUCAUCAGGUGGUUUAUUGACAGGUUUUCUAAUUAAUUUAACAUUAUUAUGUUGAUUGUGGCUUUUAUUUCUGUUAAAGGAAAAUAAAUUUUGUUGAUGAA